GCAACAUUAUUUCCUCCUUGAACAGUGAAAGGAAGAUGCAUUGUGACAAUACAUGAAGAAAAGUGGAUGGACUGUCUCUUGUCUGCUUGAUGGCUUUUCUCAGGCCAUUUUGUUCUUCUGUGCUCUUCCUCUUGCUAUCAGUAACACAGGUUGAGACCCAGAGUGCAGAAUGUUCGGUAAACGAACGUUUGGUGGAAAUAAUGGAGAAUAAUAAUCCAGGCUUGGUGGUGACUAACAUUCAUGCUAAUCCUGGCAUUAUAGUCACAAUUAAAUCUUCCACAGAAGCAAGUUCUCCCUCUGAAUGGUUUGAAAUAAAGGACUCACAACUUAUCCUGAAAAAGUCUGUGGAUUUUGAGGAGAUAAAAUUACUUCAGCCGGAAUUGAUAUGCUGGAAAGCAGGUUUGCAAAUAGAAAAUAUCAAAGUUCUAAUUUUAAUUCAAAAUGAAAAUGAUAAUGGACCGGUGUUCAAGCAAACUAACAUCACCGUUGAUGUUCCUGAGGAUACAAAAGUGAACACGACUGUCGUACCUCUGACAAGCGUAACUGCUACUGAUGCUGAUUUAAAUCCAGUGUACUACAGCCUUGAAGGAAGUCAAGAAGCAAUGGACUAUUUCAAUAUACAAGGAAUUAACAACCCACAAAUUUACUUGCGUAAAGCCCUGGAUUAUGAAGCAAUUAAUUUUAUGAGAUUUACUUUAAGGGCCAUGGAUGGAAAUGCUGGUGCGGCAGGGACACACACAGCCACAGCCACAAUAUCCAUACAGAUUGUACAGUCUGAUCUCAAGCCUCCCUGGUUUCAGCCAUGUACUGCCGUUGGAGGCAGCAAAGUGUGUAUCAGUCUUGGCUAUACCAGCAAAGUCAAUCUUUCAGAAGAAGCGAGUGGGCCACUGAUCUUGGAGCCAGGACCCCUCUAUGCUAUUGAUGGGGAUAAAAGUUUGAAUGAGAAAGUGAUAUAUGAAAUUGUUGCUGGAAAUGAUAAUGACACAUUCAAAAUAAACAGAGAUUCUGGAAACAUUACCAUGACUCAGCCUGCAAACAUUCUGAAGACAUUCAUGUUGUAUAUUGUGAAAAUCAAUCCAGAUAUCAGAUACAGAAUACAAAACAGUUCAGAUUUCAGAGUUACUGCAGAAGGAUUUAUCCAGAUCACUAAGCUUCUGAAUGUAUCAUCUCCUAUUACCCUUCUG
This is a messenger RNA of Thamnophis sirtalis, 1184 nucleotides long. NCBI's taxonomy places the organism in Eukaryota, Metazoa, Chordata, Lepidosauria, Squamata, Natricidae. The record is from RefSeq and is a predicted model, not a curated record.